Molecule: messenger RNA, 1310 nt
Organism: Anneissia japonica
Lineage: Eukaryota; Metazoa; Echinodermata; Crinoidea; Comatulida; Comatulidae
Product: sulfotransferase 1C4-like
Exons: 3
Coding region: 1-360 (119 amino acids)
Biological process (GO): sulfation
Cellular component (GO): cytoplasm
Molecular function (GO): sulfotransferase activity
Source: RefSeq, a predicted model, not a curated record
AUGGCUCUGAAAUAUGGCAGGAUGAGCUUUAGUCAUGUAGUUAUUACAGAAAAGGACCUUCGAGGCGCAGUAACCAAAAUAUGUGACCAUAUUGGAAAGAAGUUAUCUGACGAGGCCCUCCACAAAACUGUUGAUCAUUGUACUUUCGAGAAAAUGAGUCAAAACCCAAUGGCAAAUUUUACAGGUCUCGAAGACUUUGAUCAAAAUAUAUCCAAGUUUAUGAGAAAAGGUUGCGUUGGUGAUUGGAUGAAUCACUUUACAGUUGCGCAGAACAAACUUAUAGAUGCAGUAUUGAAAGAUGCAUUGAAUAGUUCGGGAUUGGAGUUUGACUACGAACCGACAGAAGUUGAUGAACAGUAACAUGCAAAAAGGGUCUAAAUAGAAAAAUAAUGCAAUAUUUUUUAUAAACAAGAGGCUAAAUUAUGUCAACUAAAGAUAAAAACCACGCACAAAUUAUUUAAAUAUUGACAAAAAAAUGACUUAUGUUUGGUUCUUUUAAGAAAUAAUAUAGUGUUGCGGAUUUGAUUUUAAAAUUGCUGAUUGGCAAUCAAGCCGUCGAACGUUUCCAAUAUCUUGGUAGGCCUAUCAAGAUUUAUACAUCGCUUUGUUAGAUUGCACAUGUGAACAAACUACAUGUCUCUUUUUGAUUAUUGUGAUUUUCUUUGAGAAUAUUGAAAAUAGUUAUGUGGAUAAAUUACCAAAAAAGCAGAAUAUAGCAGUACGAGUUAUUGCUAAUGCUGAUCAAAGCCUAAAGUCAGAAUUAAUCUGGUAGAAAGAAAAAUUAAUUUUAGGAAACAGUGACAUGUUUAUUGAUAUUGUAUUGUCUUUUAGGAUAACGGUAUAUUGUAUUUUUUUUUUUUUUUUUUUUUUUUGUGAUUCAAUUUAAUUUCAUUGGGUUCCAUGGGAGAAAAAUAAUUUUAUUGAAGAAGUAACAUAGUUUAUACAAUAAUCCAAAAGAUAAGUGCGCUCUCUAUUUUGCAGCCAUGGCUUGAGUCCCAUGGAUGCAUGCCAUGACCAUCUACAGUGGUGUAAAGUAUUUUGAGUCAAUUGUGAUGAAAACAGCAUGCUGAUAAUACUGUAAUUUUAAUAUUUAUAUUGUAGCAGAUGAUGCUUAAGUAGCUCUGCUAGAGAUUGAUACGCGCGCCAAAUAAGAUGACAUUAAUAUUAUUAUUAUCAUCAUCAUCAUCAUCAUCAUCCGCACCGGAAGCUUCUAACUAGUGCGUCUACAGAGGGAGAAUGAUCACUGGAAAUGUAUCUUAAAAAGUAAUAUACAGAUAAAUAAAUAUUGGGCACAUUGCUAAAGCCAACGA